GUCGCGUCUUUUUUGACGAUUCAGACAACAUGGCGGCGGAAAGUGGUAGUGACUCGCGGGUGAGAGGAAGGCGCCGCCGGGACACAGAGGAUCCUGAGAAAUCGGAAUUCAGCGAGAAAGAACUGGCGGUGGGACUGGCUCAAGAAAACGUUGAGGAGAAUGAAGAGCGCUGGGUUGGGCCUUUACCUGUGGAGGCAACACUGGCCAAGAAGCGGAAAGUUCUAGAAUUUGAGAGAGUAUAUCUUGAUAAUCUCCCUAGUGCAUCCAUGUAUGAGCGCAGUUAUAUGCAUAGAGAUGUUAUCACCCAUGUGGUAUGUACCAAGACAGACUUUAUUAUUACUGCCAGUCAUGAUGGACAUGUUAAGUUCUGGAAAAAGAUAGAAGAAGGCAUUGAAUUUGUCAAACAUUUUCGUAGUCACCUGGGGGUUAUUGAGAGCAUUGCUGUUAGUUCUGAGGGAGCAUUGUUCUGUUCUGUGGGUGAUGAUAAAGCAAUGAAGGUGUUUGAUGUAGUGAACUUUGACAUGAUCAAUAUGCUGAAGCUUGGCUAUUUUCCAGGACAAUGUGAGUGGAUUUAUUGCCCAGGAGAUGCCAUAUCAUCAGUUGCUGCUUCUGAGAAGAGUACAGGAAAAAUUUUCAUUUAUGACGGUCGAGGAGAUAACCAGCCCCUUCAUGUAUUUGACAAACUCCAUACAUCACCUCUUACUCAAAUACGGCUGAACCCAGUUUACAAAGCAGUGGUGUCUUCUGACAAAUCUGGAAUGAUUGAGUAUUGGACUGGGCCUCCUCAUGAAUAUAAAUUCCCAAGAAAUGUAAACUGGGAAUAUAAAACUGAUACAGAUUUAUAUGAAUUUGCCAAGUGUAAAGCUUAUCCAACCAGCAUAUGCUUUUCACCUGAUGGGAAGAAAAUAGCAACUAUUGGUUCUGAUAGAAAAGUUAGAAUUUUCAGGUUUUUAACUGGAAAACUCAUGAGAGUCUUUGAUGAAUCAUUAAGUAUGUUUACAGAACUGCAACAGAUGAGGCAGCAGCUUCCAGACAUGGAAUUCGGCCGACGAAUGGCUGUAGAACGUGAGUUGGAGAAGGUGGAUGCUGUACGAUUAAUUAAUAUAGUUUUUGAUGAAACUGGAUACUUCGUGCUAUAUGGAACAAUGCUGGGCAUUAAAGUUAUAAAUGUAGAGACAAACCGGUGUGUGCGGAUCUUAGGCAAGCAAGAAAAUAUUAGAGUGAUGCAAUUGGCUCUAUUUCAAGGAAUAGCCAAAAAGCAUCGUGCUGCAACUACUAUUGAGAUGAAAGCUUCUGAAAAUCCUGUUCUUCAGAAUAUUCAAGCUGACCCAACGAUCGUCUGUACAUCUUUCAAAAAGAAUAGAUUUUAUAUGUUUACCAGACGAGAGCCAGAGGAUACAAAAAGUGCAGAUUCUGACCGAGAUGUUUUUAAUGAAAAACCUUCUAAAGAAGAAGUCAUGGCAGCUACUCAAGCUGAAGGACCUAAGCGAGUUUCAGAUAGUGCCAUUAUCCACACAAGCAUGGGAGACAUUCACAUCAAACUUUUCCCCGUUGAGUGCCCUAAGACAGUGGAAAAUUUCUGUGUGCACAGUAGAAAUGGUUACUAUAAUGGGCAUACUUUUCACCGUAUAAUUAAGGGUUUCAUGAUUCAGACUGGAGAUCCGACAGGUACUGGUAUGGGAGGAGAAAGCAUAUGGGGAGGAGAAUUUGAAGAUGAAUUUCAUUCAACACUAAGACAUGACAGACCAUACACCCUCAGCAUGGCCAAUGCUGGAUCAAAUACUAAUGGAUCACAGUUUUUUAUAACAGUAGUACCAACACCUUGGCUUGAUAAUAAACACACAGUGUUUGGAAGAGUGACCAAAGGAAUGGAAGUUGUGCAGAGGAUCUCCAAUGUCAAAGUCAAUCCCAAAACAGAUAAACCGUAUGAGGAUGUCAGCAUUAUAAACAUCACUGUCAAGUAGAAUAAAACAUUUCACUGUACUUGCAAAUAAAUUACAUUUGUUAAACAAGAUUUAUAUUAGAAAACUUAAAAUUUUCUGAUUAUAUGUCGUUUUAAAAGAUGCAAUGCUAUAUUUUUCUCAUUAAAGUCUAUUUUGUAAAA
Molecule: messenger RNA, 2104 nt
Organism: Cavia porcellus (domestic guinea pig)
Lineage: Eukaryota; Metazoa; Chordata; Mammalia; Rodentia; Caviidae
Gene: Ppwd1
Product: peptidylprolyl isomerase domain and WD repeat containing 1
Exons: 11
Coding region: 30-1964 (644 amino acids)
Biological process (GO): protein peptidyl-prolyl isomerization
Molecular function (GO): protein binding; peptidyl-prolyl cis-trans isomerase activity
Source: RefSeq, a predicted model, not a curated record